Molecule: messenger RNA, 577 nt
Organism: Gymnodraco acuticeps
Lineage: Eukaryota; Metazoa; Chordata; Actinopteri; Perciformes; Bathydraconidae
Gene: ebpl
Product: EBP like
Exons: 4
Coding region: 46-480 (144 amino acids)
Biological process (GO): sterol metabolic process
Cellular component (GO): endoplasmic reticulum; membrane
Molecular function (GO): cholestenol delta-isomerase activity
Source: RefSeq, a predicted model, not a curated record
UGGGUGGUGCUGUGGCUCUUCUAUGACGAGGGUCCAUUUGUGUACAUGUCUGUGGGGGGGCGGACGGUGGAGACUUCAGAGGGUCCUCUGGCGGAGCUCUGGAAGGAGUACGGGAAGGCGGACCGCCGCUGGCUGACCUCUGACCCCAACAUCGUCUCCAUAGAGAUCCUGACCGUGGUCCUGGACUCCCUGCUGGGUCUGGGUCUGAUCUACGCCGUGCUCCAAGACCAGUUCUACAGACACUUCCUGCAGGUGGCGCUGUGUGUGUGCGAGCUGUACGGUGGCUGGAUGACCUUCUGUCCUGAUUGGCUGAUAGGCAGUCCUCACCUGGACACGUCCCGCCCCCUCUACCUGUGGGUCUACCUGGUGUUCUUUAACGGGCUCUGGGUCCUGGUCCCGGUUCUGCUGCUGGUCCAGUCCUGGUUCAGUCUGAGGACUCUGCAUAUAGGGGACCGCGGGGAGAACAGAAAGAGGAAGUAGACACUGUUCUAUUAUCGAGAAUUACCAAUCGACCAAUCAGAAUCCAGUAUUCAAGCUGUGUAAUAAUCAACAUUAAACAACUCACCUCAUUAAACCU